Molecule: messenger RNA, 687 nt
Organism: Nicotiana tabacum (common tobacco)
Lineage: Eukaryota; Viridiplantae; Streptophyta; Magnoliopsida; Solanales; Solanaceae
Source: RefSeq, a predicted model, not a curated record
CUUACAGUAGUUUUUAAGCUUUGCUCCAGACUCGUUACAAAUACAAAAUACCAGACUCACUCUGCGGAUCUCGCAGAUCUGAGUAAAGACACCAAACUUUCUCCCUCCUUAAAACCACCCACCCUCCGAUCACCAUUUCUCCCGACUCCCCUUUUCCAACCUUACCCUCAAAUACCCACAAAUUCCUCAUUACCAAAUUCUCUUCAAAAGAUUCACUUCGAUUCAACCAUUUCUGCAUUUCUAUCCGGUAAGCAACUAGAAUAAAAUGGAGAAGUCCUGUUCUUUGCUGAUACACUUUGAUAAGGGGACACCAGCUCUUGUCAAUGAGAUCAAGGAAGCCCUCGAAGGGAAUGAUGUUCCUGCCAAGGUUGAUGCUAUGAAGAAGGCCGUCAUGCUUUUGUUGAAUGGUGAAACACUACCCCAGCUAUUUAUUACUAUUAUUAGAUAUGUCUUGCCCUCUGAGGAUCACACGAUUCAAAAGCUGCUGCUUCUGUAUCUGGAGACUAUUGAGAAGACCGAUUCUAAGGGGAGCAUGCUGCCUGAAAUGGUCCUAAUUUGUCAGAACUUGAGGAAUAACUUGCAGCAUCCAAAUGAGUACAUUCGUGGAGUUACUUUGAGAUUCCUUUGUCGGCUGAAUGAGGUUGAUAUAAUUGAACCUUUGUUUCCAUCUAUUAUGAGCAACUUGGA